AACGUCAUGGGUUUUCCCCCGUAAGAGAAACUGGCUAAACCAGUUAAGUAGUGACAGAAUAAGGAAAAAGGUAAAUGCUUACUACGGAAGCAUUGAAACCAGUCAGGAUUGCUGCACAGAUACAGUGUGGAGACGUUGCCAGUGUCCACGAUGUCUGCAAUUAACACUGAAAAUCCACCUAAUAUCUAUGAGAGUUUAGAGGGCCAAGCUCCUUCAGCUGUUCCUUACUGGAAUACACCAGUUCCAACCUACCUGCAAAAUGUUCCUCAACAACCCCCUCCAUAUAAUGGUCUUCCUUCAACCCAGGUGUGGAAUGCGUCCACUGUGGUGCCACAAUGGAGAGUGGCUAAUGUAGUGACACCAAAUACAGAUCCUUCAUCUCCUUUUUAUCUAACAUUCCUGAAAAGCAAACCAAGAGCCUUGGGGAUUGUAUUGAUUGUUUCCUCCAUCUUGGAGAUUGGCUUGGGAAUUGGUUUGGGUUUCACAAGUUUGACCAUCACAUUACCAAGUGGUAUUCCUUUUUGGGGGACAAUUUUUUACAUUAUCGCAGGAGCUCUGACCAUUGCGGCUCAAUCUAAACCUAACGUCUGCUUGGUAAGAGGAUCCCUCUCCUUAAACAUCAUCAGUUCCAUCUUUAGUGGCAUUGCUAUAAUCCUAAAUUGUGUUGAUCUUGCAACCCUCCGCUGCUAUUACUAUUACUAUGGUAACUAUGGUUACUAUGACUAUCAAAAUGAGUACAGAAGAUGUCAACAACUACUUUCCGCUACUUACGCAUUGCAAUCUAUUCUUCUUGUGAUAAAUUUGCUGAUAUUCUGCAUAUCUUUAUCCGUCUCAAUUUUUGGAUGCCGUUCACUGUCCAAGAUAUCUUCAAAUAGCCCUCAGGUAUAUUUGAUCCAAAAUGAUCUUGUGGUAUCCAUGAAUCCUUCUACAGUUCCAGCCACAGGAUUUUCUCAGCCAUUUGCUCCAGCAAUUGCACCACCCCAACCACCAGCACAAUAUGUGUUCCAAGGAGUCAAAGCUGUACCAAUGUCAUAAUCAUAUAUUUAAAAAAAAGUUGAUGCCUGUUUUCCAGCACUCGGUUCUGACUCCCUACCAGACUCUCUGCACUGCAUUUCUGGUUGCCAUCUGUCAAAUUACGCAUAGAUGGGGUCAGCAGUGAUGUCCCCCCUAGUCAAAUGUGCUGCCUGGGGCUAUGUCACUUCUGAGACCAGUCAUUGGCUGCAGCUGCACAUGUGACCCUAUCCAUGCAGGCAAUUUAUAUGCAGAGACCAGAAAUGCAGUGCAGAGAGACCCAGAAUUAGAGAGCCAGAGCCGAGGGCGGAAGUAUGUUUAACUUUUUAGGUCCUGAUGACUGGGGGUG
Messenger RNA from Bufo bufo (common toad), 1360 nucleotides. RefSeq names its product membrane-spanning 4-domains subfamily A member 4A-like. The transcript is spliced from 7 exons. The record is from RefSeq and is a predicted model, not a curated record. Gene Ontology annotation, cellular component: membrane. The coding region runs from base 151 to 1035 and encodes 294 amino acids. Lineage: Eukaryota; Metazoa; Chordata; Amphibia; Anura; Bufonidae.